Messenger RNA from Drosophila novamexicana, 616 nucleotides. Its product is annotated as male-enhanced antigen 1. NCBI's taxonomy places the organism in Eukaryota, Metazoa, Arthropoda, Insecta, Diptera, Drosophilidae. The transcript has 2 exons. The record is from RefSeq and is a predicted model, not a curated record. Bases 62 to 604 code for a protein of 180 amino acids. Gene Ontology annotation, biological process: spermatogenesis.
UAUCGUUAUCGACCUAUCGAACAUUGUUAUUUAUUUACGUUUCUUUUCUGCAGCAGCAACAAUGGGUGGCCCAGAAUUACCAACAGAUCCUGGAGAGGAGCAUGAUUUCCAAGCGCCGGCAAUCGAGCAUCCCCAUGUUGGAGAACAAAGCGAUGACAGUGCCGAGUCGGAUGCCUAUGACGGUUACCAGCCGCUUGCCACAGACGCUGAGGAGGCGGGCGCAGUUAACAAUGACAUAGUCACAGCUGCAGAGUCGAAUGGUCGGGAGGAAGCCGAUGAGGACAUCGAUUUGAUGACAGCUGAAGUGACACACGGCGAUCCGAAUAUGCCAACAAUCGAAAGCAUCGAUGCGGAAAUUGAACGCCAAGUGUGGAACGAACCACGGCCGCAGGAGCUGCAAAUGGAGCUGGAUAAAACGCGCACGGAGCAGAUACUCAAGGCCAUGUCGAAAAUAACAUUGCCCAAUGUGACGGUGCCCGACUGGGCCAAGGGUGUGCCCGAGGAGCGCUGGAAGCAUGAGCUGCUGGAGCGCAUACAAACACGCAAAGCGGCGCCGUCAACCGUGGAAGCUGCUGGACAGCUGCCCAAGCCGUCAGUUGAUUAAUACGCGUAUAUC